This is a messenger RNA of Lipotes vexillifer (Yangtze River dolphin), 1428 nucleotides long. RefSeq names its product G protein-coupled receptor 180 (gene GPR180). The transcript has 9 exons. NCBI's taxonomy places the organism in Eukaryota, Metazoa, Chordata, Mammalia, Artiodactyla, Lipotidae. The coding region runs from base 75 to 1397 and encodes 440 amino acids. The record is from RefSeq and is a predicted model, not a curated record. Gene Ontology annotation, biological process: response to pheromone; G protein-coupled receptor signaling pathway.
CUCAAGCUGUAGACGUGGGGCCGCGGCCACAGGCGGUUAGGGGCAGGGGUGUGGGGGCAGAGCAGGAGGCGGGGAUGGGGGGGCUGCGGCUGCUGGCGGUGGCCUUCACUUGCUGCUGGUGGCCACCCGGCAGCCAGGGUAAGACGCUGCGAGGCAGCUUCAGCAGCGCCGCGGCCCGAGACUCUCAGGGCCAGAGCAUCGGCCACUUCGAGUUCCACGGUGACCAUGCUCUUCUCUGUGUCAGAAUCAAUGACAUAGCAGUAGCCAUUGGAAAGGAAGCUAAACUCUACCUGUUCCAAGCCCAGGAAUGGCUAAAGCUGCAGGAAAGCGGUCAUGGUUAUAGUUGUAGCGAAAAAUUAUCCAAAGCUCAGUUGACAAUAGCCAUGAAUCAGACUGAACAUAAUCUGACAGUGUCUCAGAUUCCAUAUCCACAAAUGUGGCACGUGUUCUAUGCAGACAAGUAUACGUGCAAAGAGGACAAUGAGUAUUCUCAGGUGGAAGAUAUCUCAUUUGAAAUGAUGUUACUAAACCCGGAUGCCGAAGGGAAUCCAUUUGAUCAUUUCAGUGCUGGAGAAUCUGGGUUACAUGAGUUCUUCUUCCUCCUCGUCCUAGUGUACUUUGUGAUUGCUUGCAUUUAUGCGCAAUCAUUGUGGCAGGCUAUUAAGAAAGGAGGACCCAUGCACAUGGUUUUAAAGGUCCUGACAACUGCAUUGCUGUUACAAGCUGGUUCAGCUUUCGCUAAUUACAUUCAUUUCUCCAGUUACUCCAGAGAUGGAAUAGGGGUACCUUUUAUGGGAAGUUUGGCAGAAUUUUUUGACAUCGCUUCCCAAAUUCAAAUGUUAUACUUACUUCUGAGUUUAUGCAUGGGUUGGACAAUAGUCAGAAUGAAGAAGUCUCAGAGCAGACCUCUCCAGUGGGAUUCUACUCCUGCGUCCACUGGCAUUGCUGUGUUCAUCGUCAUAACACAGAGUAUUUUGCUACUUUGGGAACAGUUUGAAGAUACCAGUCCUCACAGCCACCAUUCACACCACAACUUAGCAGGGAUCCUUCUAAUUGUUUUAAGAAUUUGCCUAGCGUUGUCAUUAGGCUGCGGACUCUACCAGAUCAUCACAGUGGAAAGAAGUACACUCAAAAGGGAGUUCUAUAUCACUUUUGCCAAAGGCUGUAUCUUGUGGUUUUUGUGCCAUCCAGGUCUUGCAUGCAUUUCUGUCAUUUUUAAUGACUACCAAAGAGAUAAGGUCGUUACAGUAGGCGUUAUCCUUUGCCAGUCUGUUUCCAUGGUGAUUCUCUACAGACUCUUUCUAUCCCACAGUCUAUACUGGGAAGUUUCUUCACUUUCCUCAGUAACACUGCCACUGACCAUAUCAUCUGGACACAAAAGUCGGCCUCACUUCUGAUACUUGAUUUUCUUUAGAGGAAAAGUAAAUU